AUGAAAAGAUGGCUUGGCCUCUGCCUGCCGUCUCGUCUUCGCCCGGGUCGCGUCCUCCAGCGACGGCGCUUCCAUUAUGACCAUGACCCAAACCCCCGUGUCGAGUCCGUCGAGGUCGUGUGCGCCUCCUCGGGGAGCAUCACAGUAGACUUGCACAACGUCACCCGGCACGCCCCCUCAACCCCGCUGGUGCUGUACAUUCCCCCCUUCUCACCAACCCCGGGUACCCGGCCGCCCGUCCCCCGCUUCCUUCGCCCGUACCCAACCGCCGUCAUCAACUACCGCUGGUCCGCCCCGGCCCCCACCCGCCAAUCAUCUUCCGAUGCCGGCGCCGAGCGACACGACUUCACCACGCCGUUACAAUGGCCGACCCCGCUCCACGACACUCUCGCCGGCUACACCUGGCUCCUCGAGAACCUGCGCCCGCCCGACACCGCCCGCCGCGACGUCUACGUCUACAGCUCCCACGCCGGCGCCAGCAUCGCAACCUCCCUGGCCCUCACCGAGUCGCACCAUCACGAGCCCAUGGCCGUCCGCGGCCUCGUCGCCUGGAACGGCAUCUACAACUGGUCCAUGUUCCUGCCCGACCACAAGGUCAACAAGCCGUCCUCUGCCCGCAGCAAGAAGCUCCCGCCGCCACCCGAGGAAGGGUCGGCGCUGCACGGCCUGCAGACUAGGAUGCCCGAGCUGUUCCGCGCCCCCGUUGACCUGCUCGACCCCUUUGCGAGCCCGAGCCUGUUCUUCCAGACCGCCGGCAUGACGGCGCCGUCGAGCUUCACCCGGGCCGCCGCUAUGUCCUCUUUCAUCGACAAGCUGUCUUCCGUCACGGCCGGGGUGAGGCCGUCCGACAUUCUGGAUCUCGUCGGCGGCGGCGGCAGCGCGUUCCCAGCGCCCAGGCGGAGCGCCCUCAUCUUCCCGCCGAGGAAGUCCACGCUGAAGCUGCCCCCGACGCUCCUGCUGCACGACUCGCCGCCGACCGAAACGGCGGUCCGCAGAACCAGGAGAACUGGAACGUCGUCGUCGUCAUCACUUCUCUCGUCCCUCUCGUCGAGCUCGGCAUCACCGCCGCGGCGGCGGCGCAAGGUGGUCGGGCACACGUUCGAGACGCAGGCGGCGGAGCUGGCGGGCCUGAUGAGGCGGAGCCUGGAGAAGCUGGAGUUCAAGACGCGGCUGGAGUGGGACGAGGACUUUGACGAGGCCGCCGAGUCGGGGAGGCGGGUGGCAGUCGUCGACGCUGGUGAGAACGAGGGAUUGGAACUCGGCGAGCAAGGGCAGGAGGCCGUGAGGGAGUGGUUGGAGGAUAGGAUACGUCUGUGA
Messenger RNA from Colletotrichum higginsianum IMI 349063, 1317 nucleotides. RefSeq lists its product as uncharacterized. The record is from RefSeq and is a predicted model, not a curated record. Lineage: Eukaryota; Fungi; Ascomycota; Sordariomycetes; Glomerellales; Glomerellaceae. The transcript has 2 exons. The coding region runs from base 1 to 1317 and encodes 438 amino acids.